Molecule: messenger RNA, 3306 nt
Organism: Epithele typhae
Lineage: Eukaryota; Fungi; Basidiomycota; Agaricomycetes; Polyporales; Epitheliaceae
Exons: 3
Coding region: 1-3306 (1101 amino acids)
Source: RefSeq, a predicted model, not a curated record
AUGACGACCUCAACAACCCAAAUCCUCUUUAACUCUCCAGCGCUGCACUCGCUCAAACGUGACCAACUCGUGAAGCUCUGCAAGAUACAUUCCGUUAAGGCCAACGGAAAGAACACUGAGCUCAUCGCGCGAUUGAAGGAACUCACACAAUGUCUCCCACCCGAAGGACUGCGGACGGAAACAGAAGUGGACCCGGCUUUCGGCAGCACUCUCCAAGCAACUUUGGACGCCAACCCGCUUUCCCCCUCCAUGGAUGAAGACGACGCAAUGGAGGGAAUACCCGACAUACCCGUCGGCUUUGGCGACGACAUGGACGCGAUGGACCAAGACGUUGAGCUACCAAUGCUUUCCUCGCACUUCACCACACGCCCGAGCGAACAAUGGGAGGUCGUGAUGGAGGACAUCGAGGAGAUGGACGAAAGCCGGGCCGGCACAAUGUCAUCCAAGGGAAGUCUAAAGGCGUUUUCUAGCGGCGAGUUCGGCACGCAUUCAUCCAAAGCUUCCGUCUCUUCCUCCAUCAAGGCUCUCGCGACGUCGUUGGGCAUCAAACGCGUAGUAUCCAAGGCGUCAACCUCCAUCCACACACAAGACUCUGAAGCAGAGUUGAAGAUGACAUCUUUCUCCCCUGGAAAGAUCUUUGGCUCCACUAAGGCGCGCGACUCUCUCAUCGCGAACGCCACCCCGUACCACGAGAUUCCCCCCUCUGACUCACUCCCGGAGACCGACCAGUUCAAGUUCUCCACUCCCGAUGCCAGUUUCCUCAGUAUGGCCGAAGGCGACGACACCGAAAACAGCAACGACGGCCCUCCGCCUGUGCGCGUUCUGACCAACAUCGCAAGCGGAACGAAGGGCACCAUCAGGCUGGUCUCACAUCCAACGAAGGUCCAACCACGGGACAACUCGCUUUUCAUGAGCCCUCCAAGAUUGCCCGUCGUGCAAACCGACUUCGAUCUCAUUGCCGGCACUCCAGGCACCGUCCGAACGCUCAACAUGUGGCCAGCGUCGCCUCAUCCGACCCUUCAAGACCCCGGCGAGCGACUCUACCCCAAACUCCCGCUGGACAACGACUCUGACAUCCCAGGCGGCUUCGGUUUCUCGAGCACCGCCGCGAUGACUCCUGCCAAGACCCCGGCGAGAUCCAGCGUGUACGCAACCUCCACGACCAAGACUGCAGCAACACCGGUCGACGAACCGGAUAUGUUCUCUCCCUCGAAGCCUACCGCGAUGACCUCGCACGCCGGAGCCACUCCUGGGCCAUCGAACGGCCGCACACCUCUCCCACGCAGUACCCCCUUCCUGUUCGGCUCUCCUCUCCCUCGUCGCGAAACAAAAUCGAGCACCCAACCAAAAGAAGAAUCGCUUGUAGACGCCGCAGCCGGGGUGUCAAACGCCGCGUUCGACGGCGUCGCCAAGUCCGUACUCGAGGAGAUGCACCGACGCCUCGCGGAGACAAACGCGGCCCGCAGCGAGGACGCCCCCAUGGCCCCUCCCCAACCUUUCUUCAACGCUGUCCCCACUGCCGCCGCGCCCGCCGUGCAAAUGGAUCGCUUCGCGAAGGCGCAUGAUGUGGUAUUCGACAAGAUGGACUCCAUCGCAACACACUACGCAGCGCGCCGGCCCAUCAAGCGGAAGUCGGAUGCGCUGGGACGCGGGCGGCCGUCGGCGGGGCAGAAGAGGAGGAGCAGCGCGGCGAACGCGCGGGUCAUCAGCGCUGGGGCGCGCAAGCGCAUGGCGGUCCCUGGCGGGUUUGGGGGUGGUGAUGACGAAGUGGAGAGUGCGGAGGAGGCGGCAGAUGAGGGUGAGCGGGAACGGGCUGACGAUGAAGACGCGGGUGACCGCCGAGCCAGUAAGCGGGUUAAAAUCACUCAGGGAUGGGACGUCCACAAGGGUCAACGCGUCUCAUUGGCACCCCCUCUCCCGCCCGACGAAGAGGUGAAGAAGGCGAAGGAACGCGAGGCGGUGAAGCGCGAGCUUGACGCUGCGAAGGCGCGGAGACGGAGCAGUCGUGGUCGGCCAAGCUUGGUCGCCCCUCCACCGAAAGCCAAGUCGCGGUUCGGCUUCCUCUCCUCCGCAAAGUCUCUCGUCGGCAAGGUGUGGGGUAUUGGUGGCAACAGCAAACCCAAAGCCGUCCCCACGGCAUCGGCUCCAUCCAACAUUCCUGUUCCGAAGCCAGCCCCCGCGCCCGCUCCGAAGGCAUCGACUGUGCCUGCUUCGAACACACGAAAGGCAUCUGGAUCGCAGCUGCACCCCUCUUCGUUGGCUGUACCCAGCAAGCUCGUGAAGGCAAAACCAUCGGGAUCGACUGCGGACGCGAAGCUGACCGUUGACGGCACCAUCACAUCGACGAAGUCGAGCAGUUCGCGCUCUCGAUCCCCUAUCCCACCCUUCACUGCCCUCACAGGCACCAGCAAGUCAUCGGCCACCUCAGAGAGCCUCGUUGGCACUGCUCGUUCUCGUGUGAGCAGCUCGGGCAGCGCUACCGGGACCGCAAGCUCGCGCCAAACUACUCGCACGAGCGCAGUAUCAUCAAUGGGCGCGCGGACUAGCCUCAUGUCCGGCAACUCUGCUGCGUCCUCCAUGGGUACACGGCGGAGCGUGGCGAGCACGAACAUCCCCAGCUCGCCCGUUGACAGCAAAGAGCAGCCGAGCCUCCGCAAACGUACAUCUUCCCUCCUCUCGCCGACCGCUUCUUCCCUUGCGAAGACUGCCGCCCCUGUCAAAGGUCGCGCCUCCGGCCUGCCUGCUGUCGCCGAAGCGGAUCCGAAGCCAAAGUUGAAGCGCGCCAGUGCCACGCCGUCCGCCGGGACGGUGCUCAAGGCGGCGGGCAGCCCAAUGUCGCCACGGCCCACGCGGAUCUUCAGUCAACCCCUCACCAACCUCGGCGGUUCCCCCGCGUCCACCACUGGGGCACGUUCACUCACCGCCGCGGCGACAUUGCUCAUGGCCGACGCCGCGGACUCGCCGUCCAAGAUCCCCCGUCCCGCCGUGCUGCCCCCAAAGCCGAAGCAGCUCGUGGCGCGCAAGCCACGGAUCUCACGCGGCAAGGUCAUCGCGAAGCUCGGCGCGCAGCGUGCCGCUGCGGCUCGCGAGGGCGGCCUUGUAUCUCCUGGCCGCGCCGAUGGGUCAGGCGCGCGGAUACGCUCGAGUAUGGGCAACCAGGCGCGGCGGUCGCUCGGCGCGGUCAAGGCCGGGCGGACGAGCGCGGGAGCGGAUCUGCGGGUCGCCGUGAAGAAGCGGGCGCGACAGAGCGAGUACGUUCGUCGUCGCAGCCGCGCGGGUGGCGAGAACCACGCGGUUGAGGUCUGA